Lolium perenne is the source of this 6189-nucleotide messenger RNA. RefSeq names its product mediator of RNA polymerase II transcription subunit 14. The record is from RefSeq and is a predicted model, not a curated record. Gene Ontology annotation, biological process: regulation of transcription by RNA polymerase II. Gene Ontology annotation, cellular component: core mediator complex; mediator complex. NCBI's taxonomy places the organism in Eukaryota, Viridiplantae, Streptophyta, Magnoliopsida, Poales, Poaceae. Gene Ontology annotation, molecular function: transcription coregulator activity.
CGCCCGCCCGCCCGCCCGCUUCCAUAAACUUCCCGUUCAAUCCAGGCAGAACCCUCCCCGCUGAAGCUUCCGGAUCCCCAAUCGGAGGCCGGCCGCUGGUGCCUCUAACUCCGCCUCGGCCCUCCUUAUCUGCGAAUCCGGAAACCCUACCAGGAGAGCAGCUGCGGUGGCCAUGGCGAUACGCAGUCACCUGGCGGGCCAUGUUCGCGCAUUCUAGAAGCGCGCGCAAAACCCUACACUCUUCACUCUCGGGUGGUGAGAGAUGGCGGGGGAGCUGGGUCAGCAGACCGUGGAGCUGGGGACGGUGGUGCGGCAGGCGGCGGAGGAGUCUUACCUGGCGCUGCGGGACCUCGUGGAGAAGUCGCGGUCACCGGACACCGAGGGGGAGGGCGGGCAGCAGAGGUCGGAUACGGAGAAGAAGAUCGAGCUGCUCAAAUUCAUCGACCGUACCCGCCAGCGCAUGCUCCGCCUCCAUGUCCUCGCCAAGUGGUGCCAACAGGUCCCCUUAGUUCUUUACUGCCAGCAACUUGCGUCAACCCUCUCCAGCCAUGAAACAUGCUUCACCCAAACAGGCGACUCACUAUUCUUUAUGCAUGAAGGAUUGCAGCAGGCCCGUGCUCCCAUUUUCGAUGUUUCAUCUGCUAUAGAAGUCAUACAUACAGGGAGCUAUAGGAGAGUGCCAAAAUGUGUGGAGGAAAUAGGUACUCAGAAUACACUUUUUCAAGAUGAGCGAAAGCCGACAUUGAAGAAAUUAAGCACCCUUGUGCGGGCUAAAUUACUUGAAACCAUGGUUCCUAAAGAAAUAUCCGAGGUUUCGGUGACUGAUGGAAUAGCCAAUGUUCAGGUAGAUGGUGAAUUUAAAGUCCUCCUUACUUUAGGUUACCGUGGGCACUUCUCGCUGUGGAGGAUAUUGCACAUGGAGUUACUUGUUGGUGAGAAGACCGGGCCUAUUAAGCUUGAAGAGACAAGGAGGUAUGUUUUGGGUGAUGACAUUGAACGAAGAAUGGCUGUGGCUGACAAUCCCUUCACAGUUUUGUAUUCAAUUCUCCACGAGCUGUGCAUCUCUUUUGUUAUGGAUACUGUAAUUAGACAGACUAAUGUUCUACGACAAGGUAGAUGGAAAGAAGCAAUAAAAUCUGAACUUAUCUCGGAUAGUCAUACUAGUGCAGGACAAGGUGGGAAUAAUGCUCCAGUGCAGCUAGGUCAAGAUGGAGAGCUUGAUUCGAGUGGUUUUAGGAUACCUGGUUUGAAAGUAAAUUAUUGGCUGGAUGAAAGAAACAGUGGUUCAGCAGAAUCUGAUUCGUCUCCAUUCAUUAAAGUUGAGGCACUGCAAGAUAUGCAGAUAAAGUGUCAGCACAGUUCAUUUGUAUUGGACCCACUUACGGAUAAAGAAGCUGAUCUUUCUCUUGACCUGAGUUGCAUUGAUGUUGAGGCACUUAUUUUCAAAGCAAUUGCUUGCAAUAGGCACACACGUCUUCUGGAAAUUCAAAGGGAGUUGAAAAAAAAUAUUCAGAUUUCUCGAUCACCAACUGAUGUUGUUCUGAAACGGGAAGAAGUUCACAUGAACAUCCUGCAAAAGAGAAUGGAUAGAAGGGACUUCGAGAAUUGUUGCACAAAUGAAGUGCUUCAGGUUAGGGCAUAUGGACAAUCCUAUAUUCACCUCGGAAUAAAUAUCAGGAGUGGUGGUUUCCUCCUGCAAUCACCAAAAAAUAUAUUGCCACCUUCUGCAAUAUUAGAAUCUGAAGAAGCUCUAAACAAAGGCAGCAUAACACCCCCUGAGGUUUUUGUGAGCUUAAAGACCAGAAGCAUCCUCCACUUAUUUGCUGCGACUGGAAGGUUUUUGGGCCUAAAGGUUUACUCUCAGUAUCAGAUUACUCUGAAGAUACCGAAAUCUAUACUGUAUGGUUCAGAUUUUAUGGUUAUGGGAAUUCCUUGGCGUGCAAAUGCCUAUUAUCUUCUGAUGCAACUUGAUAACAGCCUCAUGCCGGUUUUUUAUUUGCUUGAGGUGCAUGCUGAUGGAGAAGACAGGUCUAAUGCUGAUGCAACUAGUGAUGCUAAAGAAGCUGUAAGGUUUAACAGAAUUGACAUUGGGCAGAUGAAAAUAGGUGAAGAUGAAUGCAGUGCAAAUCUUCUCGAUGUAGACAAAUUACAGGUGCUACAAAGCAUGUUAAACCCCAGAAGCAUGGAAGAUAGGUCUCCCAUACAAAGUGAAAUUGACGAUUCUCUUCCUCUAAAGCCUUCAUUUUCUUCUAUUGUUAACACGGUAUUAGGAUAUGAGCGAGGUUCGCCAAGUAAAGAAAAUUGUCUGUCUUAUAAUCCGCCCUCUACUCAUUUGAGUUCUCUAAAAGUUGGUUUUCAGGGGGUUAGCGGUAGAGCUUGCCCACCUGAACUGGAUGAUGGCUUACUACAUUCUAACAUCGAGGCAGCAAAAGUUAAUUCUGGUGUCACUUUGAACAGUUACCUGCUGAGCAAUUCGAAGUUUGCACAUAGUACACAGACAUCUGGUUCAGUACCUGCAGGUUUGGAGAAUCUUUCCACUUUGCGGUCUGAAGUUGCAUUUGGAAAGAGACCUCUUUCGGAGUUCUUGUUGAAUAUCCCAUCAUUACAACCAGCAAUAAUAAGUGGUGGGCCAAGCAAGAGAAGAAAACUGCCAGAAGAUGCAAGCAGCAUGCAACCUGAAACAACCCUUACCUAUGGAACUAUACUCACAGAAGGAAAUUGGUGUAUUACAGAAAAUAUUUAUGCUUCUGUGCUUCUUCAAGUCAUAAAGCAUUGUUUACUUUGUAUCAAAUACGCUCAACUGACUACGCAGAUGAAUUCUCUUAACAUUCCAUAUGUAGAAGAAGUUCGUCUGGCUACACCCUCCUCUAAUCUUUGGUUACGCCUGCCUUUCGCUCCAGAUGGUUCCUGGAAACACAUAUGCUUACGUCUGGGUAAAGCUGGAAGCAUGUCGUGGGAUGUUAGGAUCAACGAUCCAUACUAUAGUGCUCUGUGGAAACUUCAUGGAGGUAGCACUACUGCAGAAUGGGGUUCUCGUGUUCGUAUUGCAAACACUUCUGAGAUGGAUUCACACAUCUCUUUUGACGAUGAUGGGGUUAUUUUAACUUACAACUCUGUUGAGGUUGAUAGUAUACAACGGCUAGUCUCAGAAUUACAGCGGCUUUCAAAUGCUCGUGUGUUUGCUUGUGGAAUGAGGAGAUUGGUUCGUGUUAAAGUAUAUGAGAAGCUAGGUCAGAAUCAGUUAGCUACAAAGACGAAGUUAUAUUCUGCAAAAAAAUCUUUCAGGGACAGGUUAUCUGACCAGAUGACUAAAACUUUCCGUAUUGAUGCUGUUGGUUUGAUGAACUUGUGGUUCAGUUAUGGUGCCAAUGCCAUGCCUAUUGUUCACUUUGUUGUUGAAUGGGAGGCUGGUAAGGUUGGUUGCACGAUACGUGUUUCACCAGAUCAUCUUUGGCCACACACAAAGUUUUUGGAGGACUUUGUGAAUUGCAAUGAAGUAGAUUCAUUGUUGGAUUGCAUCAGGCUGACAUCAGGUCCUUUACUUGCCCUUGGUGGUGCAAUUCGUCCUGCAAAGAUGCCUGCUGUUCCUGCUGUUUGCAGUUCUGCACAAAAGCAAAACGGUGUUCUUUUGGCAAGUGGUUCAUCAUCAACCACUGUACAUACAAACAGUCAUGAUGCUCAGACUUCCUCUACGCUCUCUGCUGCAGGACGAACUGUGCCUGGAUUAGUUCCUAGUUCUUUGAUGCCUUUUGAUGUUUCUGUUGUUCUCCGCGGACCAUACUGGAUACGCAUUAUAUAUCGCAACAAGUUUUCUAUUGACAUGCGCUGCUUUGCUGGGGAUCAGGUAUGGUUGCAGCCAGCAACCCCUCCGAAAGGUGGACCUUCAGUUGGUGGAUCUUUACCUUGCCCACAAUUUCGGCCCUUUAUAAUGGAGCAUGUUGCUCAGGGUCUAAAUACUCUGGAGCCUAGCUUUCUGAAUGCUAGACAUACUGUUCCUCAUUUGAAUGCUAGUGCCAAUACAUUAUCUGGAAGUCAACAAGUAGUUACUACUCUGAACCCCUUGAGUGGUGGCACUCCUGGGGUAGUUAAGCUAAUACCAAGUGUUGGUAGUCCGGUAGCACCCAGUGUGAGUAGAGGAGGCAACGCCAUGCUGCCUUCUUCAGGAUUUCCUUCAGGGACUGCUGGAGCUUCUGCACACCUUUCUUCCGGCACAAACCUUCCUGUGCAUAUGAAAGGAGAAUUGAACACUGCUUUUAUUGGACUUGGGGAUGAUGGUGGCUAUGGUGGUGGCUGGGUUCCUCAUGCUGCUCUUAAAAAGGUGCUGCGAAGCAUUCAUAAGUACCUUGGAGUGCUAUGGUUAUUUGCACAAUUUCCUGAUCUUCUGAAAGAUAUAUUGGGGUCAGUUUUGAAAGACAAUGAAGGUGCACUUCUGAAUUUGGAUCAGGAACAGCCAGCAUUGCGCUUCUUCGUGGGCGGUUAUGUCUUUGCAGUUAGUGUUCAUCGAGUUCAACUGCUUCUUCAAGUUCUUAAUGUGAAGAGGUUUCAUCACCAGCAACAGCAACAGCAAGCUCCUCAGAGCAGUACUCAGGAAGAGCUAACACCAUCUGAGAUACAUGAGAUAUGCGACUACUUUAGCAGAUGUGUUGCCUGUGAACCUUAUGAUGCUUCUAGGGUUGCUUCUUUUAUCAUGUUGCUUACUCUGCCCAUCCCAGUUAUACAAGAAUUUCUGAAACUAAUUUCAUGGAAUAAAAGCUUGUCCCAGCCUCAUGGGGACAUUGGUACUGCACAGAGGGCACGGGCUGAGCUUUGUUUGGAAAAGCACUCAAGAUCAUUUUCAGGCGAUUAUACUGAAACUUCUUUACCAACCAAGAGUAAUAUUCAGCAUGACAGAGCCAACAAUUCAGUAGAUUUCACUGUAACUUUCAUACUUGACCAUAAUCUUACACCACAUAUGAGCUCAUCUGGUGGAGCCGGUUGGUUGCCAUAUUGUGUUUCUCUGAGAUUAAGGUACACCUUUGGGGACAAUAGUCAUGUUGCAUACCUUGCAAUGGAUGGGAGCCAUGGUGGUAGGGCUUGCUGGUCACAACACGAGGAUUGGGAGAGGUGUAAGCAGAGUGUUGUUAAAGCAGUGAAGGCAGCGAAUGGAUCUCCAGCAACUGGAGAGUCAGGCCAAGGAAGGCUGCAAAUGGUUGCCGAAAUGACCCAAAAGCAACUGCAACUGUCCCUACUGCAUUUAAGAGAUUGCUCACUUUCUGCUGGCUCGACUUGACCAUGAAAUGCAUAUUUUGGAUGCUUGUAGUCAGACUAAGGAUUUUUGUGAAGGUAGUUGAUGUUCACUACUGAAGGGUCCCUCCAAUGUUCGACAUUACGGUUGCUGACAGUGUAUUUUCAGCAGAGGGCUCGUCAUGUUCCAACUAUUGUUUACUGUUACGCUCUACGGUGCCUCAAAAUUCUGUGCAGUUCACCUUUGUAGAUAGUAUACUGCUGAUCACAGCUUAUCUUACAACCUCCGAAAAAAAAUGCAUGAGGAAGACAAUACAUCUCAGGACCAGAAGCAGUAGCAUGAGUGUACAGUUCCUAAGAUGACCUCAGACUCAGAGAACUUGCCUGGUCUUUGCUUAUGCAGGAACUCAAGACAUUGUGAUGAUUGCUGCACUUUAAGGUUAGGGAUGGGGUGUUUUGUUUGGCGACUUCAGACUGACUUUUCUGGUCUUGCUUAGGCAGGAACUCGAGACAAUGGUUAAAUAAUUUUUGUUUGAGAUGCAGGGGAGGUGUGAUGUAGACUGUGAUGGAGCUUGACCAAGUGUUAGGGUAGGACUGCGAGAUGUGACAGAUGCUAUGGCACAGCUGAAGAAUGAAAACACUGGAAAGUGUUGGUUUCAGUCUGCACAGUCUGAUUUUUGGGUCGUAUCUUCCUCUCUUCCAUGAAAUUGACCCAAGUGAACCAUUUAAAAAUUUGGAAAUUUUAAGGUAUCUGUGUAGUUUCAUUCCCAUAAGGCACUUCGAUGGAGCUUCAGUACCAAAAACAAGCUCUUCUUGGUUACAUAACUAAUAGGUUGCUGUGAUGACUGGACACCUAUGCCAAUGUUGUAUGCCAGCAUGUGGUAGACUUGUUUUGAAGUUGCAGCUUAUGUUGCAUGUAUUGUUGACAAUUGAAAAGGAGUGGAAAUAAAUUGCCAUUUUCUGUCC